GAAGUUAGAUCUUUAUUUUCUUUGGUGUGUUUUAACAGGUUGUCCACCCUAACCAAUUUAAGUAUCACAAAUGUCAAACGCAGUAAUCGCAACUGUCAGUAUUAUUGCAACCACUACAGCGGCAAGCGGCAAGGGUGUCGGCGGUCUAAUCUCUAGUCUCGUGCCUUGUGACGUUUUUUUGACAGAGGUGUUAAGUGUCAUGCUCCGGAAGGACAAUUGAGAUACAAUAAUUUGGUUAUGUGGUGCUGUACAUAUUAUGUUUCUAAGACUAUAUCGUGACUUACGAUUAAUCUCGAACAAGUUUUCUGCCGUUUUUGUUAAAUUUUCUCCAAUAAAUUACCAUAAUUUUUCUUGAUCUCUUCUCAUAAUUCCUUUAGCACCAUAUAAUUUAAGGCUAUAUUAAUAAUUGCUGUCUUGCACUAUGUUUGGUCCAGAAGACGACGAAGACUUUACUCCUGCAGUAAAUUCAAAACUAGCAUCUCUGUUUGGUCAACCAAUGGAAGAAGGAAAUGCAUCUUUAACUUAUACUGCACCGAAACAACCCAAAAAAACACGUCCAGAAACUGCAUCGCCAGCCAGUGGUUCUCCUGGGAAGUUAGGGAUUAUUGUUGUUCAAGCAGUCCAGACCUACAGACUAGAAGGGGGCAGUUAUAAUAAUCAAGGCAAGCUUGGUGCUGCCCUUCUUGGCAAUACUUCUUUAAAAUUGUACCAAUUAUUGCUUUACAAAAAUAAACAACAACAUGUGACGAGUACAAAGAUAUCUGACAAGUUUCAGUUUAUUGUCCAAGAUCAGAAUUAUGCUUCCUUUUAUGAUGACAGAGGGCAAAAUUGGUCUAUAAUGUUUGAAUCGGAGAAGAAUGCUGUGGACUUUGCUAGAGAAGUAGGGCUAGCUCGAGCGUGUGUGCCAAGUGAGAAAGGGGACCAACCCUUUUACGUGCAAGACUUGAAAGUAGGGAAAGGAUCAGGAGCAGAGAUUGGGGACUUGUUAGAAAUUCGCUACACAACAUUGCCAUUUGUUAAUGGUAAACUAGAAAAAGCCAUAGAAAGCAAUAUUGAUGCAGAAAAACCCCAACGAGUGAAUAUUCGCAAAGGAGUUUGGGAAGAAGCAUUGUUAGGAGCCACCAAGGGUUGCAAGAAGUUAAUUGUGUUGGCUCCUGUUCUGUUUGGACCCUGGACACCACUUGCUGAUGUUAACCACAGACUCGUUGUUGAAGUGGAAGUGGGUAGAAUUAAGACAAGGAAGCAGUCCCGAGAAAGUACUCCUAUUGAAAUCUUAAAUCGCCCAGAUAGUUCUGAAAGCAAUGUGGAUUCAAGUACUGAUGAGACAAGCAUCAAAGCACGCGGAGCUUCCAUUUCAGAAGCAUUAACAAACAGUCCUAAAACUUACAAAGCUAGCAUCAUCUCUCGCAUGGCUCGAAUGGGACAAGCAACUCUGCCUCUGAAGGGAGCAGUGAUGUGUAAUCCAAGUGACUCUGAAGAAACAGAGGAAGAGUCUGGUGGAACUGCACCAAAUGCGUCAGUGCCUGUCAAAUCAAAUCUGAAGUCUCGAAAUUUGUUAAAUAAACGUACAAUGGCCUCUACUCAAGAGGCAAGUCCUGUUCCACCAGGAAAUGUAAACACAUCCACAAGCAGUUCAGGUGUGAUUCCACAACAUAUAAAUGGAGUUCCAUUUAAUUUUGCUGCGCAUCCUGAAGGUCAGUUGUUCGCUUCACAACAUCAAGUUGUUCCAGUGCCUACAGUUGUCCCAACACCUUCUGGCACUCCCUCUUCUGAGUCUCAGUUGUCCAUGUUCUUUUCUGAAAGUAGAACUCACAGUGCAGAAAUUCGAAUGGGACUAACUAAAGUUUCUGAUAAAGUUGAUCAGAUAAUAGGAAAGCUAGACACUCUUCAACAACCUCCAGUGGUUGGAGUGCUUGAUCCAAAAACUUUACUUGCUAGCAUUCAAAAAUUAGUGCUUGAAAAUGAACAGUUGCACACAGAAUUGGCCGAUAAACGUCUGAAGAUGGAACAACAAAAUGAAAAGAUUUAUCAGUUGCUACAACAAAAAUUUCUAGAACAAAAUAAUUCUUCAAAUAUCUCAGACUCACGACAAGAUGCAUCUUUGCAAGCAAUAGUUCUGGAACUGCAGCAAGAGAAAACAAAGUUAUCCACAGAGCUCAGUGAAGCUGCAGGCAAAAUUAAUACAUUACAAAUUCAGGCGAGUAAUUUUGAACGAGUCAGUAUUGAGCUUCGAGAGGAAGUAAAAAACUUGACUUCUCGUCUUCAAGUAGCUUAUGUUGAACUGGAUCGUAGCAGACAGGAUCUGAUAGCACAAGAAAGCUUGAUGAAAAGUUUGAAAGAGAAGACGGAUGCAUCUGUAAAUUUACACGAUACUCAAGAUAGUGUAAUUAAUGACCUUGAAAUAAAAGUAAGAGACUUGCAGGGAGUUAAAGUGUGUCUAGAAACUGCUCUUUUAGAAUCAAAUCAACAACUGGAUGUUGCUAGAAAGAAAUUGUCUGAAGAAGUUUUAUCAAUGCAAAACCUUCAUAAGGAAGAAAUAUCUAAACUUGAAAAAUUUCAUAAACAACAGUUAGAUGAAGUCACAAAGAACAGUGUUUCUUGCAAUAAAAACGAUUGCCAUCAUAUAAGUGACUUACAAAAACUUGAGAAAGAACAUGAAGAAAUGAAAUGUAAUAUUACAGAGCUUAAGAAUAACUUGAAAGCUUCUGCAACCACAUCUAUUGAUGAAAUGAAAAAAGUUAUGAAUGUUAUGUUCAGGCUCAUAAAAGCUGAAUUCCUGCCUGGGACCAAUUAUGAAGGUUCUACAAUACGGCAAACAAUGCUGUCUUCCAUACAGAAUAUUACUCUACAGUAUGUACAUAUGAAAACUAAAAACAAUGAUGUGGUAGAUUCUGAACAGACAGUUUCAAUAGUUUCUAAUGAGCAAUCAAGAUCUGAAUCCAGUGCAGUAGGAGAAGCAGUACACAAUGAGGAACAAAUUCAAGAGUCUGUAAAAUCUGAAGUAAUUGAAAAAAAUCAGGAAUCAGAUAUUUGUAAAGAGGAGAGAAGAAAUAAUGAUGAUAAGUUUAGAGAAAAUGUGACUGAUGAAAGCAACAAAGUGACUGUGACUGAAGAAUCUGAGCAAAAAACUUUGAAAGAAAGCCCACCCAAAGUAGUUGAACCUGACUUUGAAACUGAACCUCUCGUGGAAGAGACUCAGGUAGAAAAAGAGGAGGAUAAAGAAGAAAAAUUAGAAGAGAAAGGAAAAGAUGAGUCAUUGGGAAUAAAUUUGCAAGUAGCAAAACCAAGAGAGUCUUCAAUUGAUAGGGGUUGGAGACCACAGCCUCCUCCUUCACCAUUAUUUGAUGAUGAAGAAGAUGAUGAUGACUGGUUGAGCUGAAUGACUCCAGGUUUCUGAAUUGAAGUAAUAGUAAAUUUAUACCAUUCAUUUAAAAAAGUGCAGUUUUGAUAACUUGACAUCUUUUGCAUUAAUUGUGUUAGUCAUUUUAUAGGAAACAUAUGUAUAUAGAAUUGUAAGGCAUUGUUUUAAACAGAUAACCUGAAAAAGUGUACCCUUUGCAAAAUAAGUAUUAGUUGUGAUUAUGCUAAUUAUAGUUAAUGUAUGCUCCAGUUCAUGAGCAAGUCAUUUGAAAGAACUUUUGAGUUAAUAGUCAUGUGAAAUUACAAAUAAGUAAAAACUGACUUUGUUAGACACAAAAAUCAUUUACCUCAGAAUGGAGUAAUAUAUGAAAAAAAAAGUUUGAUAAAUAUUUUCAAGAACGUGUGAACACCUACUUUUAAGAGAAAAAUGGGAAUUCCGUCUCUAAUUAGAAUGUUUUGAAAUCAACCUCAUUAAAAGGUCUAUUGUCAAUGUCAAGCAUUUAUAAAUUGUCUGUGAUACGUUAAUAAUAGAUCACUAGAAUACUUUGGUUAUCUGUGAUCUCUACCAAACAAAAUGGUCUGUUUUCAAUUUCAGACUGGGGAAGAAUCACUUUAGGUUCAAUUUUGUGUCACUUUUUAUUUUUAUUUUUGGAUAGGUUGAUUUCAAUCAAUUGUGUAGUAUUUUCAUAAUUGUUUUAUUUGAUUGGAUAUAUUUAACCUUCCCAAUAUUUUUUUUAUUUAAAGUUUGGAGUGUAGAUGAUAGAAAGAGGUUGAUUUUGUCAGAUAGCAUUGGUGUACAUACAGUGUGAUUUAUCAAAAGAGAUUCUCAAAAUGUAAAUAAUCAAAACUUCUUCCCCUUGCUAUAGCUGUAGAUGAAUAAGAUUCAAGAGAAAAAUAUAUUAACAUAUCAUGUUUGGAAAUGUUGAACGUUUGUGGUUUUUAUUUUAUUCAUGAUUUGUUAUUCUUUCCUCGAAAACAUCAUUGGAAUUACUCACCUGAAAUAUUUUUAUGGAAAAUGAUAUCUUGUAUUAUUGCUGUGGUAAUAUUUUUUAUAAACAGCAUAUUGUUUUGUUUUGUUUUUAAUGUAAUUAAUUCCAGUUCGUGGUGUUUAUUUAGCUCUUGUUUAGUGCUUAAUCUUCAUGAAAAUAAGUAUAGUUCUUUAAUUCAUCAACUAGAAUACACAAAGCAUAAGUUAUUAGCAACAAGUUGAUUUUAAAAUCUUUUUAGAUUUCCACAUGCAAAUUUGGACAAUCUAAAAGGACUGAAUAUUUGUCAAAUGACAAUAUUCUACAACUACUGAGGCAAACAUAUAUAAAAGUUAGCCAUCUUUCUAUAGUAAAUAUGUUUAUGUUUAAAUAAAAAAUUUCAAUUAAUCACAUUAAAGUUUGAUUAUUUAUAAUCACAAGAGGUAAUCUGAAAAUCGGAAUUAGGCUAAAAUAGUCACUAGCCUGUUUGUCUCGUUUACUAAUCUAGUGAAUGGUGAAUUCAAGACCUUUGUGUUUUUCAUUGAUUCACAGAUUUUCUUUUUUCUUAUGUUUCCUGUCUCUCUCUCUCUCUUUCUUUCUCUCUCCUGUAUCUCCUUCUCCCUUGAAUCUUAAUGUAAAAAAUAACAAUUUUAUUUCCUAAUUAUAAGUUGGGGAAUGCAUAAAUGCUCAAAUAAAAAGGAAGAAAAUUUGUACCAAUCAUUGAAGUGGAAAUUUGUUUUCAGGACUUUUUAAAAAUUUAUGUAAAUAAAUACAACUGUGUAAUGUUAA
Molecule: messenger RNA, 5114 nt
Organism: Gryllus bimaculatus (two-spotted cricket)
Lineage: Eukaryota; Metazoa; Arthropoda; Insecta; Orthoptera; Gryllidae
Source: the annotation of a GenBank genome assembly